UUUUUAUUUGUACAGGAUUUAGUAAGCAGUAUAAAUAUCUAUUGCGGAGACGUAUUUUAAUGUCAGUGUUUACUUUUUCACGCGGAUAAACAAGAAAUUGUCCAAGGUGAAACCGACGUUAAAUCUGUUGUUUAUCUGCAGGGAACGGUUUUCUUAAGCAAAUAUGUCUCGGGAACUAAAAUUCAGGCUUCGUAAUCUUCAAAAACCACAGUGGUUCAUUCGUUUCAGCGCCAAUGGUUUAGAUGUGAAUGAAAACGUAUUGAAUGAACUGAGGCGUUUGGAAAGUCAUAUUGUUGUUUUCACAGUAACAGGCUCUCUUAGAACGGGGAAGUCGUGGAUACUUAACCAACUCGCAGAGUGUGGUGUAGAGAAUGGUUUCGGCGUGGCUGAUGGACAGACAGCGGUUACAAGUGGUAUUUGGAUAUUGUGCCGGGAGCAUCCCAUUUUGAACUGUGUAGUGGUGUUCUUGGAUACAGAAGGAUUGCAUGAUCCUUUUAAGACCAAUACAGAACAAGAAGAUAACCGCCUAUCGACUUUGUCCUUCUUACUGUCAGAUAAGUUCAUCUUUAACGCCAAAGACAAGUUUGACAACAACGAUUUAGGAAAAAUAGGUUUUAUUGCAAUGAUUUCAAAGAAACUACAACAAAGAGAAGCACAAGAAUCAUUUCCAGAGUUCAUUCUACUUCUACGAGAUGUUUCCAGAGUCAAAGUCAAGGGUAAAGUAGUGGAGCCCAAAGAAUAUCUAGAAAAUAUCUUGGAAUCUGCUGGACCCGAUGACUGCCGAUUUUCUCCUAAAUGGUGCGUCCGAGAAUACUGUAAGAAGAGAGCAUGCUUCACUCUGACGCAACCGACAGAAUUCGAAGAUCUGUCUGAAUUGGGUGAAACUGAUCAUCCAGAGCUAAAAGCUCGCUUUUUGGAAGACAAGGAGAAAUUUAAAAACUACUUAUUUAGAAACUCAGAUAUUAAGCGAUUGAAUAAUGGCUCACCAUACACAACCAGCGCAUUCUGUGAGUACACACGUGCAUUAGUAGCGACUGUGGAAGACGGUGCGAUACCAAAUGUUAGUUCCCUUCAGCAACGUAUAGCGGAAGAAGAAAACCAACGUGUUUGGAAAGAAACAACAGAACUAUUUAGAAAUUCUAUCAGAGACGACGAGAAAACUAAUUUGUACGGAUCGCCCACGGAAAGAUUCAAAGUGCUACAAAAAGAAGGGAUUGAACGCAUCCAAAAUCAGAUGAUACCUCAGAGCCAGCAACAUAUGUCUGAAAUUGUUGAAGAGUUUAAGGUAUUUUCAGAGGAAGAGUAUAAGAAACUGUCUACAGAAAAAUGCCGUGAGUUUUUGACUUGCCACCUAGAAACAUGUUUCAACAUGAUAGAAGACAACUGCUACAUGGCUCCAAAUGCCAAAGAAAAGUUCGAAAGAGACGUUAGAAAGGUCAAAGAAAAAUACGACAAAAAGGAAAAUUUGGGCCCGGAGGUUUGUUACGAAAAAGUGAACGUUUGGAACGAAAAAGAAAGAGAAAUUAGAAAAAAGAUGAAGGAACUCGAAUUGGUGGACUUACGGUAUGAACUACACUCAGCGGAAACAGCAAACAAAGAAGAAAAAGAUCACCUGGAUCAAAGAAUAAAACGUAUGGAGGCUGAAGUAAAUGAACAGAAACUGGAGAUGGCGCGAAAAGCACAAGAACUUGAACAGAAAAGAAAUAACGAGAAGCUUGAACUGGAACAAGAAAGAAGAAGGAAUGAAUUCGAGUUCGAAAUGAAGACAAUUGAAUUACAAAAACAACUAAGGCAACAGGAGGAUAAGAUGCAUGAUCGAGAAGUGCGUAUAAAUGAAAAGGAAGCAGCUCUUACAAAAGCUGUAGAAGAGAUAAAAGAAAGUCAAACAAUGCAAAUGCAAAGAGAAAGUGAUGCAAAAGUAGUCAGUUCAUUAGUUGACGGAAUAUCUCUAAUUGGAGCUGCAGCUAUUACUGCCCUUGGUAAUUUAGGUGAUGAUUCAGAAUGACGCGUGCACUUGAAAAAAUAAGGAAAUGACUACUAAUUGUUACAUAAGGAGAAGUCCAAAAUGUAGUUCCAUAUUGUUGGUGAGAUAUAGUAUAAUAUGUCAUAUAUAAGGAUGCGGCAUUUAUAUUAGUUGGCCUAGUUUUAUUGCGUAUUGUUAUAUGUUUUAGUUUUAGAAAAUGUCUUCAUAUACGUGAUUGCUCAGCAGCGAGUAUUUUCAUAGAGUGUUGCUUUUAGCUAAUCUGAGCACAAAGUGCUUAAGGUGAGCUAUUGUAAUCACCCUGUGUCUGUCGUCGUACGUUUGCAUCGUCUGUCAUGCGUCGUCAACAAUUUGACAUUUUACACUCUUGGGGUCACAAUUUUGGCCAAAUCUUGAUGAAACUUGUUAAGAAUGUUACCCUCAGAAAACUCACAUUGAGUCAACUGGGGUCAUAAUUUAGGUCACUAGGUUAGUUAACAGGAAAACGUUGUUAACACUCUAGAGACCAAAUUUUCUACCUUAUCUUCUUAAAACUUUAUCAAAAUUUUUGUCUCUGUGAAAUUUAGGUCAAAUUUGAAACUAGGUAACCCGUGGUCUUAACUAAAAUAGAAAAAGUGAAAACUCCACAGGUCGGUCAACACGACAAAAACUAAAAUGUUGCAGGCCCGGUUUGAUUGAGCCUGUUCAUGGACGGUAGUGGAAAUGCAUGCUACCGUCCACGCUAAGUCACUAGGUCAAAUCGAGAGAUAUAAAUUUACUGAAUUUGCAUGUUAUGCCACCAUUUUGCGGUGGGUUAUAGAUUUGAUUUUGUCUGUCUGUCUGUCUGUUUGUCAGAGAACAUGGUUUUACAUAUAACAAAAGUUUGUGGUCAAACAUCAUUACGCUUUAUUGAAAUGUUCUUCAACAUUACAAGUCAUGCAUCUGAGACAAAGUAGUCAGGUUUAGCUAGUGUGACCGCUCAGUGCAUUGUCCGUCCGUCGUCGUCCGACGUAAACAGCUUUGCUUUGAAUACUCCAGAGAUAACAAUUAUGGCUCAAUUGUAUUGCGUCUUGGUCAGAAUCUUUGUCUUUAAGUUAACAAAAUGACAGAGGACAUACAUAAUAGGUUUGAAGAGUGUUAAGUAUAUUUGUUAUUAUAUAUCAUAUCCUAGAAAACACUAUUUCUGCAUUUAUAUUAAAGAGAAAUGGUCUGCUUUAGUUUCAUGUUGUUUCAUGUGAAAACAUGGCAUCUAGACUGUAAAGUGUUUUUCUAUGAUUUAAUUUUACUGUCCUACCCUUUAACGUUAGAUGACCAAAUUUCAAUCUUGACCUAGAAUUGAUGCAGGCAAAUAUUAUGACUGUGUUUCAUAUAAAUCAGGUAAACAAUUUAGUCUCUAGGGUGUUUACAAGGCUUUUCUGUUAUUUUGCUUAAUGACCCAGUUUUUCAACCCGUUUCAAAGUUAACCUACAUUUGAUAAUGGCAAAUAUUCUGACAUAGUUUCAUAAGAUCCAGCAUAAAAUAUUGGUCUAGGGUGUUAAGAAUGUUUUAUUGUCUAUGAUACAGCUCUUGAUCCCGGUUUUAAUCCAAGAUAACCCAAUUCCGUAAAAUCUCUAGAUAUUUUAAUGUCAAAUACUCUAACCGGAUUUUAUCAAGAUCAAAAGUUAAUCAUGACCUCUAAUGUGUUAACGAUGUUUUCCCAUGACUUCACCUAAUGAUAAUUUUGGACCCUAGAUAAUCUAGUUUCAAACUUUUCAAACUUGAUGUAAAUUUUAUAAAGAUAUUCUGAUCUGGUCUUAUAUAGAUCCAGUAUAAAAAAGGAGUCUUGAGUGUUAACAAGGUUUUUUUUAUGAUUUGACCUAGUCACAUAAUAACCCAGUAUCAAACUCUGUCGAAAGUUUCUCAACACAACAUUCUGACUUAGUGUCAUUAAGAUUGGACUUAAAAUGCAACCUCUAAGUUAGCAGUGAAAUUGUGAACGACAGACGACACCGGACGACGCUGUCCUACCACACUGGCUCACUUUGAGCACUUUAUGCUCAGAUAUAUAGCGCAACUCCUAAUGUUGAAUAAUAUUCCAACACAAUUUCAUGACGGUCUUUCAAUACUUUUUGCGACGGUCGUUCAAUACGUUUUGUGAUAUGUGUAUUACAAAUUUUCUCUGACGGACAGACGAAGCCAAGUCUACAUCCCCUACCGCAUAGUAGUGGCAUAAUAAGCCAGACAAUCACCUUUCACGCAUUUUUCCUACUGCACACAAUAUAAUGAUGUUGAGAUGACCCCCGUGAAAAAUUGAUCGUCUUAGGUGUUCACACUCCACUUCGUCUUAAUUCGCAAAUGUCUAAUAGCUUGCAUUUCACAAUAGAGUGACAUAAAGCACAUAUUGGCGUAGAGGUUAUUCAUAAUGAAUAUGCAUGAGUCCAAGAUGGCGGCGUCCUACUGGUAAUCGGAUGCCUUUGACAGUAUCUUUGUAUCCAUUACUUGCUCAGUCAAGUGUGAAAUGUCAGCCGUAAGUGUUCCUUCUCAGGAGAAGGAACAAUAAGACAGACUGACUGAGUGACUGAUCGAUUGUUUGAGUGAAUGAUUGACUCAUUAUAUGAAUAUUUCGGAAAUUAAUAAAAUGAUUAUAAAUAGAUGAUGGAUGAAUGGAGGGAGGGAGGGAAUGAGUGAGUGAGUGAGUGAUUUGUUCAACUGCGGAAUGAAUGAUUGAAAUCUACAAAUGAUACGAAAUGAAAAGUUAUACGAUUGACCUAAGUAUUCUAAGUAGAGAUCAAUAUAUUAUUUGAAUGAAUGUAUGAUGAAUAGAUUGAUUGAUAUACUGAUUGAAUGACUGAUUGACUGAUUGAUCGACUGAGAAAUAAGUCAUUUUUGAACGAAUAAUUGUACACUACAUUUUAUUUAGGAAAUAGACACUUGGAAAGAGUGACUGAAUAAAUAAUAAAAUCAACGGUUGAUUGAUAGAUUGAUUGAUUGAUUGAUUGAUUGAUUGAUUGAUAUAAUGAAUAAAUGAAGGAAUGAAUAAAUGAACAAAAGUAUACAAAUCAAUCGAAAUGAAUGAGUUUAGUUUAAUCAUAUUUUAUUGUAUAUAUAUACAUAUUUAAUACACACACAUACAACAAGCAUACAUAAAUACAGCAAUGUAAAUACAUGUAUACAAAAGAGUUGGGCCAGAAGUUUUAACAACAUUAUCGGGGGCCCUCCUGUGACAAAGCAGGCUAUAUGUUAUUUAGAAAUACUGUCGUUAUGUGAUAUAUGAGUAAUCGCUUAUCAAAUCAGGAAUUGAAAAAAAAAAGAAAAUAUAGUAUCGUACUGCAAAAAAAAAAACAACAAAAAAAAAAACAUUUAUAUAUUACAGAAAAGCGAAAAAAAGAUACAAUACAAUUGCCGCAGAUCCAAUAUAGAUGCCACCUUCCCAGUCCAAUGCAUUUCUUGUAUGUAAUAUUUUAGCAGUGGUCCAUUCUAGCUUGACGUACAUCAUUAAAUUACAGAAAACUAAACAGUAAAAUAGUACAAUAGUUAUCAAAGUCUCUUAGUUUCCUUUAUGAAAUGAUUUACUUGAUGAAAUAAGAGCCUAUUUUGAGCAUCGUUCAGGAUAUCAAUACCAAAUAGUAAUUUAUUCGUGCUAAGAGGGUAGAACUGACGUGUAUUUAUAAAAAGAUUUCUCCUUUGUUUGUUGUAUUUUGGACAUUUAAAUAGAAAGUGUUCGGCAUCUUCUACUAAAGAACCACAGUCACAUGCAGGAUUUGCGAUAAGGUGAUAGUUAUACAAAUCUGAAUUAAAGUUGCUACAAUUGUUUCUAAUGCGUGCUUGAUAUACGGAUGGUGAGCAAUCGCCACUUGUAAAAUAUGAUGGAACAAUUGGUGGUUUGUAUAAAUCCUUAAGUUUUCUUUUAAAACUUGCUAAUGAGUCUGAUUCUCUAAUAUCUAAAGGUAAUUCAUUCCAAAGUUGUAUUGCUGAAGGGAUGACGGACGGACUUAGAAUAAAUUUUUGUUCUUCUCGCCACUGAUACAUAAUUAACAUUAUUUCUUAACCAGUAUUGAUUUUCAUAUGCAUUUUCGACUAAAGAGGGGAAUAACUGUGAUAAGUACAAUGGCAAUAAAUGAUGUUUUUCUUUGUAUACUAAUAUUAAUUUCUGAAUCUUUCUUCUGUCCGCAAGAGAUACCCAUCCGAUUUCUUUUAAUAAUUUUGAAUAGAUACUCAUCUUGUUAAACCCGUUACAACUCUUGCAGCUUAGAAUUGUAUUUUCUAAUAUUUCUUUCUCAUAAUUAGCAUAAUUAUCCCAUAACAAAGAGGCAUAUUCCAGACGUGGACGUAAAUAAGAUAAAUAUAUUUGAUUGAGGGUUUUUCGUUGAAUUUGAAAUUUCAACAUUUUCAUUGACCCUAGAAUUUUCGAGACAGAUGAGACUUUAGUGGCGAUAUGUUCAUGCCAUGACCCGUCCUGACUAAAUGUAACACCGAGAUGUUUAUGAUGUUCAGCAAAUGUUAGAUGUACAUUAUCAAAAUAUAAGUUUGGGCGGUUUCUAUUACAAUAGGAAAAAACAUAAUUUCUGUUUUAGAAGGGUUAAAAUUCACUAACCAUUGAUUGGACCAUAUCUUAAUUUUGUGGAGGUCAUGAUUAAGAGUUUCUUCCAUCGUAUCUAUGUUACUUGUUGAUACGGCUAGAGAACUAUCAUCUGCAAAAAAGUCUAGUAAUACUUAAAAGUGAAUCAGCUAUAUCAUUUACAUAGAUAAGAAAUAAAAGAGGUCCAAGGACUGAGCCUUGAGGAACCCCACCAUCUAGACAUUGUGACUCUGAAAAAGAAGUUCCGACGAAAACAUUUUUAGUUCUAUUCAUCAUAUAGGUUUCUAACCAGUCUAACAAAUUCCCUGUGAUUCCAUAUUGUCGUAUUUUGAAAAUUAGUCCUUUAUGCCAAACUCUAUCAAACGCUUUGGGUAUAUCACAAAAAAAUACAAUGUGGAUUCUUUAUUGUCUAAAGCUUUGCAUAUUUGAUGAUAGAUGUCAAUCAGUUGAUAAAUAGUAGAUUGUCCUGGUAAGAAGCCUGAUUGAUUUUGGAAUAUUAGUGAAUUGUCAUGUAGAUAGUUAAACAUACGUUUAAAUAUAAAACGUUCCAUAACUUUUCCAACACAACUAAUAAGAGAAAUUAGUCUGCAAUUCCACGGUUCAUCUUUGUUGCCUUUUUAAAAAGAGGCAUAAGGUGCGCUAAUUUCCAAUUAGACGGAUAUAUUUUUUCGGACAUUGAACGAUUUUAUAGUAGACAAAGAGUUUUGCAUAAUGUUUUUUUUUUUUUUUUUACAUUUUAUGACUAAUUUCGUCAGGACCGGAAGCUUUGUUAACAACUUAAUUUAUUAAAAUGUCUGUAAUUUCUUGUUCCUGUAUUAUAAAAUUUUCAGGCUUGUUGGUGUUCUUAGUGAGAAGAUAGGAAGUUCAGUAUAUGUAUCAUUAACAUUAGAAAUAGACACGAAAAAAUCGUGAAGAGUAUUUGCUUUAUCAACAUCUGACAAUGAAUAGCUAUUAUUUUGGAUUUUCAGAGCUGGUGUACUCUCAUUGUUGGAAGAGUUAUCCUUAACAAGCAUUUUAACUGUAUGCCAGUAUUUACGCGGAUUCGAAGUAUUUAAGUCAUUUAAUGAAAAUUCCAGAUUAUUGUAGAAAACUUCUUUUGCGUGUUUUUUAUGUUAUUUACGCGAUUUCUUAGUUGUUUAUAUAAACGCCAGUCUGAAGUUUUGUUAGAAUUCAGUGCUUUAUGAACUGCCUAUCUCUUUGUCGCAAAGUUCUUCGAAUUUCAGAAUUGAACCAGGGUUUGUCUUUUGGUCAAAUCAACGCCAUAUAUGAAGGGAUAUAUUGUUUUGCGAAUUAGCUGUAAAGAAAUCACAAGCAUUAUCUAUACUUCCGUUAGUUAUAUCGGACCAAUCUGUGUUAUGAAUUAAGUCAUUUAAUUAAAUAAAAUCAGCUUUCAUAUAGUUUUAAACUCUUCUUUUAAACGGUUUGUUAGAGUCAAAAUCUAUUUUAAGGAAUAUGUAUGUUCCAAAAUGGUCACUAACUUCUUUCGGCGUUUCAAAUAUGCCUGAAUCAAAAACAUGAAUAUUAUUUGUAACAGCAAUAGGAUUAAGUAAUGUUCUGGUGUUAGAUGUAAUUCGAGCGGGUGAAUUUAUAAAAUUGGUCAAAUUGUUUAAUAGGAUUAUGUCACGAAACUUGUGGUUUGAUAUGUUAAGUUGAUCUUCAUUUAUAUCGCCUACCAUUAUUAAGUUCUGUUUUGACUCUAAAGCUUUUUCUAAACAUCUAUUCAGUUUGUCCCAAAAUUCAACCGUAUAAUGAGGUGGUCUAUAAAUUGAACAUAAAAGAUAUAAAUGUUCUUUUUAUCUUUGAUCUCUACCCAAAGUGAUUCGGGAUUUAUAUUUUCUAGAUUAAUUAGUAUUGUAGGUCUUAAAAAGGCGGAAAUGUAAACUAGAAAACCCCCAGAAUGAUAUGUAAUAUUCUUUCUGAACAUGUAAUCAAAGCCCGAUAGUUGUAAUGUACUAUCUUGAAUAUUUGCAUCCAACUUGGUUUCUGUAAAACACAAAAUAUCCGUAUCUAAAUAUUGAUCUUUUAUAGAGUCAAAUUUAUUUCUUAUACUACGAAUAUUUUGUUGAAGUAUCGAUAAACAGUUUGCGUGACUAAUCGUAGGACCUGGGUUUAGUUCGACGUCACCUGCCAGAAGUAAUAAAUACGUUAUGUAUAAUAAAGAGUUAAAACCGGUAUUUAGGUUAUCGAUCGAUUCGUACAGCUGAUUAUUCACACAGUUCGACUGAUUUUGCUUGUUUGGUGAACCGUGAAAAAGGCUGACAGACAGUAUCAUUCCAGUUAUAAAUGUCAUAUUCAAAGUUGCUCUUCUUACCAAGUUUGUAAGUUGAAAAAACAGUUUACAUACAAAAGAAUAGAAUAAUGAUACAAUUUCCGUCAGGAAAAAAAGUCAAAUUUACAGUAUAUCUCUCAUGGCCACGGACCAACUGCUGGCCGUUAUAAAAUGACCCCACUGAUGCCCGCCAUGAUACUAGAUCAUUACCCAUGAGGUAAUAAGUUAAUAGGAGACAUAUACAUGGCGAGCAAGCACGGGGUCGACAAGGAAAACAACACAAUGGACAGGAGACAGCGGCGACAAAACAACAUAAAAGCGGCAAUGUGUAUCAAAAACAAAACAAAAACUAAAGUACUAUAGUUUUGAAACAUGAUAAAAGGAUUUCUUAAGGGAUAGAUACCAAUGAUGUUGGGAAAGUAUUAUACAUUUCUCUUAUCACAUUUUAACAGAUCACAAAAUAUAAAACUGCAUACAAAAAAAAAUAAAACUAUAGUGGGUUGACAGAAAAAAUGUUAGACCAACUCAUUUAGAUAUAAAAAGGACUCACACUACACUCACACUCCGUUCUCUGAGAACAUUCUUGUGGUUUUAUAUAAAUCUCUUAAUCAAUAUAUUUAAGACCACAAAAUAGGCCUAUAAGAUUUUUAUAAUUAUGUACAGUUACUGACAUUUCCUUUAAAUAAAAUAAUGCAACUAAAUCUAAUAAUGUACCAUCUCCUAAUAAGAUAAUGAAAAAACCGUCAUUUUCAUAAACAACUAUCGUGAAAGCGAAAAAGUUGUAUUAAUUGCUACCCGGUUAUAUGCACUUACCGCAUUCAGUCAUUCAAGCGAUGAAAGUAGAUAAUUGAUAUUAGGCCGUGUAAGUUUUACGUUAGUUUAUUACCUUUACCAUCUUAAUUCACAUCAAGAGCAAACGUUGCGUUUGCAUAACAGUCUGCUAUAUCUAAUAAUCUUUAUGAUGAAAACGAUAACAUUCAGGUAGCUUUGUGAUAAUUUUAUAAAAGCAUCACGUUUUCUAGCCUGUUACAUUUUUUUUGUUCUAAUAUAUAUAUGAAAUGUCUAAAAACCGAACUGUUACAUUUUUUUAUUCGAACUGUAAUCUUGAAUUUGUCAGACUGAAGUCGUGCAAAAUGAACAGUUGUUCAAACAUUAUUGUAACA
Messenger RNA from Mercenaria mercenaria, 9950 nucleotides. Its product is annotated as guanylate-binding protein 5-like. Gene Ontology annotation, molecular function: GTPase activity; GTP binding. The transcript has 9 exons. The record is from RefSeq and is a predicted model, not a curated record. Lineage: Eukaryota; Metazoa; Mollusca; Bivalvia; Venerida; Veneridae. The coding region runs from base 164 to 2005 and encodes 613 amino acids.